AUGUAUUUAUUUAAAAAAGCAAAAGAUUCGAUUGUAAAUUCUUUACAGUAUGAUAAUUCUUCACCAUUAGUGAAAUUAAAUUUUGUAUGUAAAUGUAUUCUUAAGUAUACUUUUAUUUUGUCUUUUAUUUUCAUAGUUCUAAUAUUAUUAACUCUAUAUUUAGAAAAAAAUUUAAUAAAUAAAAAUAUAUUACAACUUUUUGCAAUAUUAUCCCUCAUAUUAUGUCUAUUGUCUUUUAUUAUAUUAAAAAGAAAAAAUGGAUCUCAUAUAUUAUCUAAAAUUAAGAUGUAUCCUUUUUCGUUCAAAGAUUUAAUUGAUGUAUCUUUAUCAACUGGGACAUUAACUAUAUCAAUUCUUGAUAUUUUCUUAUGCUAUAUUUAUCUUCUUGCUGCACUUUUAAUUUUUUUAACGGCAAUUUUUUCUGUAUAUGAAAGCUUAGAAAACCCAUAUAUGAAGGAUAAUGAGAAUAUAAAUUCUUUCACUUUACAAUUCGUUUCUGUUUCAUUCAUUGGGUUACAUACAAUUUCCCAAAUUACUAUUUUCAGAACUAUACCAUAUCAUCCUUUGGAAUACUUGGGAUACAUAAUAAAAAAUAUUGGUGAUGAUAUAUUUUCUGUCAUAAAAAAUUUAUGGAAUUUCAUAUCUUAA
Molecule: messenger RNA, 648 nt
Organism: Plasmodium relictum
Lineage: Eukaryota; Apicomplexa; Aconoidasida; Haemosporida; Plasmodiidae
Product: conserved Plasmodium membrane protein, unknown function
Exons: 6
Coding region: 1-648 (215 amino acids)
Source: RefSeq, a predicted model, not a curated record